AUGUGGAAGUACUUAACAUCAGCCAACUCCCGGAGAUAUGUCGAUGUCAAACCAGAUCUCACACAAGCAUAUAACAAUGCUUAUCACAGAUCUAUCCAAAUGGCUCCGGCAGAGGUGAAUAAGGAUAAUGAGAAGUCGGUCUUUAACGCGCUGUACAAAACGAGGCCUCAGAGGGAACUGUGCUUUAAAUUUAAUAUUGGUGACACUGUACGAAUAUCAAAACUGAGAGGAAAGUUUCGAAAAGGAUACGAGCAGACCUACACCGAUGAGAUUUUCACAGUCAAGGAACGUAUAGGGAGACAGCCCCCAGUGUACAGACUAGCGGAUCUAGCAGGAGAGUGGAUAGGCAGUGAAUCAUGGGUAACCAACCCAGAAUUAACGAGGUUCAGUUUCUGUGCUGGGGCCAUUGGAUUUGCGAUUCCGAAGUCUAGAAUCCCAGGUCUCAGAGACUUCCUGCUGAAUCUGUCCCCCUCACAAGUGGCUUCUUCUCAAAUGCUUACUGAGUUCUGGGAGGAUGCAUUUAACUGCACACUGACCAAAAAUGCCACUGCAAAGAAGAAAGUAUGUGAUGGAAAUGAAGACAUACAGAAUCUGCAAAACCAGUACACUGACACAUCACAGCUCAGAGUUACUAACAUGGUGUACAAGGCCGUCUAUGCAGUAGCACAUGCCAUCCAUAAUGCAGUGUGCCAGGAAAUAAAUGGCACUGCAAACUGUGACAAGUUAACCAAGUUAGAGUCCAAACAGAUUUUAAUUGAGCUGAAGAAAGUAAAAAUUUCCCGAAAUGGCUAUGAUGUGUCAUUUGAUGCUAAUGGGGAUCCUGUGGCUAUUUAUGAACUGGUUAACUGGCAGAAAAGUGAAAACGGCAUGACUGAGAUAGUGGCUGUAGGGCUGUACGAUGCAUCACGGCCCGUGGGCCAGGAAUUCCAGAUCGACAAAAACAUUACCUGGAUGGAGGAUAGCAUGAAAGUGCCAGUGUCAGUGUGCACGGACAGUUGUCCUCCAGGAACUCGUAAAGUGUUACAGAAAGGAAAACCCAUCUGCUGCUAUGACUGUAUAGCAUGUCCUGAGGGGGAGAUCAGUAAUAGCACAGAUUCGACUGAUUGUUUACCUUGUCAAAAAGAAUUCUGGCCAAACGCAAAGAGAGACACUUGCAUCCCUAAGCCUGUAGAGUAUCUUUCCUUUCAAGACCUCCUAGGAAUUAUCCUGGCUACAUUCUCAGUUCUUGGUGCCUGUCUGACCAUUAUAAUUGCGGCUGUAUUCGUUUGUCACAGGAAAACUCCAAUUGUCAGGGCCAACAACUCUGAGCUGAGCUUCCUGCUGCUCAUCUCACUGACUCUGUGUUUCUUAUGUUCAUUAACUUUCAUUGGAGCACCAUCUGAGUGGUCCUGCAUGCUGCGUCACACUGCAUUUGGGAUCACCUUUGUACUCUGUAUCUCCUGUGUACUUGGGAAAACUAUAGUGGUUUUAAUGGCUUUUAAAGUGACACUUCCAGGUAGUAAUGUCAUGAAAUGGUUUGGUCCUCCACAGCAAAGAAUGACUGUUGUGUCUUUCACCUUUAUUCAAGUUUUAAUAUGUACUGUUUGGAUAGUAGUGAGCCCUCCCUUUCCAAUAAAAAAUCUAACCAUGUACAAGGAGAAAAUCAUAUUGGAAUGUGCAUUAGGCUCUGCUGCUGGCUUCUGGGCUGUGCUUGGAUACUUAGGCAUACUGGCUGCCUUUUGCUUUGUUUUAGCAGUCUUAGCCCGCAAAUUACCUGAUAAUUUCAAUGAAGCCAAGUUUAUCACCUUCAGCAUGUUGAUAUUCUGUACUGUCUGGAUCACAUUUAUCCCAGCAUAUGUCAGCUCCCCUGGGAAAUUCACUGUAGUUGUGGAGAUUUUUGCAAUUCUGGCCUCCAGCUUUGGUCUAAUAAUGUGUAUAUUUGCUCCCAAGUGUUUUAUCAUAUUGUUCAAGCCUGAGAAGAACACCAAAAAAUAUUUAAUGAACAAAAAUCAAUCAUAG
Messenger RNA from Neolamprologus brichardi, 1998 nucleotides. Lineage: Eukaryota; Metazoa; Chordata; Actinopteri; Cichliformes; Cichlidae. The record is from RefSeq and is a predicted model, not a curated record.